CUGAUCUAUCGCAUCCACAUGAACAUUCAAACUCCCACAUCCCAUUAAAAACAUGGAAAAAUCUGUCGACGAUAAUCCCCCGCCCUACGAUCAGAUCGAUCAGCAACCUGAGGUGGACAUUCCGCCUUUAAAUCUCGCGUCGAACGCUGGGCCAGCCUCGUAUACUACGGUCACUCAGGACGAAUGCGUUGCUCAUCUGAAGUUUUUGGCUGCCCUUGCCGACUUGCGUGACUCGACCGCUGGCCUCAGGGGCUUAUUCUGUAUCCAUGAUCCUAGUCCUAGUGUUUUCGAACAACUGAUCGACGAGGCGCGAGCCCGGGUGAAAGAGAAACGAUGGGCGGUGUAUACAGCCCGAGCCGUCGAGCGCUAUACAGUCUGGUGGGAAACAUGCAUUCCUUUCACAGACCCACCAAUCCAAGUCAAGGACUUUGAAAGCAAGAGCUAUAACGCCAUUACUGAGAACCAUAAGCGGCUCGUGUGGUCCCCGGAAACACUACCUCCUCUUGACGUAUUAAUGGUCUGGCAUGCCCACAUGCUGAACCCCAGAGCCUUUCUCGAGGAUUGCAUUCGGGCUGGGAAAAUGAGCCUCUGGGCGACCGGUUUUCCCUGGGAAGCCAUAAAUGCCUGUAUCGGGAACAAGAACUUUGAAUACGAUCCAGGCAUCAAAGCAAAGGCCACAUUUACAGCGAAGACAGGCUUUGCGUGGGACAAUCUACAAAACUCAUCGAAGACGCUGGUGAGGUGUCCCGGCUGCACAAGCCGCGUGUCGGUUCUGUGGACUGACGGGGUGGUUACUGGGCCACUUGGCAAGAUUUUUGAAGACUGGAAGGGGUUUGCGGACAAGGGCUUUAAGACGACAUGCCCGAAAUGCACCUUGACAAUUGACCAUGAAAAACUCAGGAUUGAAAAAUUCAGAGAAGAUGUGAACAACCUGGCUACUGAGGAUUUGCCUAUGCCCGGCACGCUGUUCAACAAUCGCGGUCACCCCGAGGCCAUCAAAUAUAAGACAAGCAGGCGCCAAACCCAGUGGUGCUUUCCCAACCGCCUGGUCAAAGCGGCCAGCCGCGAAUUGCAGUGGUACCUAAAUGCCAAUCAGAUGCAGUGCGAUUCUCUGAGAUCCUUGCGGGACAAGCUCGUAUCCAUGCUGAACAACAAAGAUAUCAUGCGGAAUGUCAACAGCCAUCGGCUCCUGCUGCCGAUCGAGAAGAUGGCCUUCCGCCGAAUGAUGUCCUGCUACUGGGAUAACCACGGUCCCUUCGCCCUCGACCUAGUCGGGGCUGUCAUUCGACAAGGCACUUUUGUUCAGAAAAUGGAUGGCAUCGACUGGCUUCACUCGCCGACAGUCAAGGCCACCAUGGGCCGGCUGAUCAAGAAAUAUAGCGUGUUUUUCCGCAUCAUGGCAGCCAACCCAAAACACAUGGCCGUUCCCACCCUCGACGUCGAUCUCGCCUGGCACACGCACCAACUUUCUCCGUCGAGAUAUUACACAUAUUCGCUCCUCACCACCAACGACCAGCGCCGUUACCCCGUGUUUAUCGACCACGAUGACAAGGUCGACGAAGAGAAGCUCUCGGAUGGCUUCGAAUGGACCAGCAAAACAUAUAAGAAGCUCACCGGUGGGGAAAUCUACAGCGAGUGCACCUGCUGGUACUGCGAGGCCGUUCGCGCUCCAGACAUGCGCGACGGGCUCUUCGUCACGUCCGCCACGUCCAGGGCCCGCGAGGCGGCUGCCCAACUUCACGACCGACCCGACAUCUCGUCGCACCCGGAUAAGAACCCGCAUAUCUCGACGCACAAUGCCGUCCGACCCACGACAUUGCUCAACGCCGUCGAUUCCCGACAAGUCAAGUACCUGAAGCUCCGCAGUAACUACGAGAAGGCCCGUCGGCGGGCCGAGAAGCGAGAGUCCAAGGAGGGCAAGAAGCGCGAGAAGCGGGCCUCGGACGAUAGCCUCGCGUACGUCCCCUAUGUAUGGGGCUUCCCUGUCAUGGUUCCAUACUAUGCGCCGUACGAAUGCGAUCCCAGCGUACAUUCGGAGGCCUACGUCGGGGACCCCAGCUGCAUGAGCACCGUGCCGGGAGCAAUGGACAAACUCAAGACAAGCCUCCAGUCGACCCUGGACUCGGCGAAGGAGAAGCUCGGCGGUGACCAGGCUAUCGACAACGCCAAGGACCAGGCCAACGACUACUACAACAAGGGCAAAGACCAGGCCUCGUCGGCAGCUGAUAAGGCGAAGGAGCAGGCGGAAAAGGCUUUGGGGAGUGGGAACGGCGAUAAUAAAUAG
Molecule: messenger RNA, 2284 nt
Organism: Aspergillus steynii IBT 23096
Lineage: Eukaryota; Fungi; Ascomycota; Eurotiomycetes; Eurotiales; Aspergillaceae
Exons: 4
Coding region: 53-2284 (743 amino acids)
Source: RefSeq, a predicted model, not a curated record